Molecule: messenger RNA, 642 nt
Organism: Cordyceps fumosorosea ARSEF 2679
Lineage: Eukaryota; Fungi; Ascomycota; Sordariomycetes; Hypocreales; Cordycipitaceae
Exons: 2
Coding region: 1-642 (213 amino acids)
Source: RefSeq, a predicted model, not a curated record
AUGUCGCAACUCAAGCAUGAAAUCUCGUCCUCCGACUUUGAGAUCGAAGCGGAGGAUCGACACAUCGUGCCCAAGAUCGGCUUGCUUCGAGCAGUCGAUACCCUCCGCACCGGCCUCACCUUGGUGGCACUGGCGUCUGGCGCUGCGGUGCUUGGUCUUGCAGCGCAUACCCUGGCUGUGUACAGGGCCACAUCGCUGCCUGCCGAGUACCUGCUGCAGCUGUGGCCAGAGGACUUUGAUGUCCGACCUACAAACUCGCUGAUCGCCUGCGGAGUGCUAGUCCUCGUUGCCAAUACCCUGGCACUCGGUAUGAGCAAGGUGUCCUUCGUCAGCUCCCGCUACAUCGCCCGCUCGUCCGUCUCUGUGACUGCACCAGGGGUUGGCCUCGUAGGUGCGCUGGUGGCCAUGUCCUUCUUUUACGCCGUCAAUGCAUCGACAAAGACCGAUUCGAUCCAGAGUUGGAGCUGCCGCUGGGGCGGCGUGGCCAUGGAUACACGCCCUCACUUUGGUACCCUUUGCAAGGAGAGCAAGGCGGCUCUUACUCUGGCAACGCUGCUUGUGCCGGUCGAGGCGCUGAUUAUUGGCGUUGCCGGGUACGAAGCAGUGCUGCUCCGCCGCAUCAACCAAGGUCUUCAUCACUGA